UGGAAGGAUCCUAUGAUAAUUAAGCUUUGGCAAUGGUGUUUGUGAUCAUGGAGAAGAAGUGGAUAUUCCCUUUUGUGAUAUCUUCCCUUGUAUGCAUCUUCUUCCUCGUCUCGUCCUUCAACAUGGGGAUCGUUUCAUCAGUUUAUAACAUCAAUUCAAUCUUCUCCAUUUUCCCGAUGAAUCAAAGAAAGCCGGGGUACGUCGAGUCGGAGGCCGAGCUCAAUCCGCCUCCGCCGCCGGCCGGUCCGCCCAUACCUCGAUUCGCUUAUUUGAUUUCGGGAUCAAAGGGUGAUCACGAAAAGCUAUGGAGGACUCUCCAUGCGUUGUAUCAUCCAAGGAAUCAAUAUGUGGUUCAUUUGGACCUUGAGUCACCUGCAGAGGAAAGGCUGACGUUGAAUUCAUGGAUUCGAAACCAGACGGUUUUCUCGAAAAUCGGGAACGUUUUUAUGGUCACCAAGGCUAAUAUGGUUACUUAUAGAGGUCCAACAAUGGUGGCUAAUACCCUCCAUGCUGCUGCCAUUCUUCUCAAGAGAAACAAAGAUUGGGAUUGGUUUAUAAAUCUCAGUGCAUCAGAUUAUCCUCUUGUGACUCAAGAUGAUCUUCUUUAUGCGUUUUCGCCUUUAAACCGGAACCUUAAUUUCAUCGAACACACGAGCGAGCUUGAUUGGAAACGGGAAAAGAGAGCGAUGCCUUUGAUUAUAGAUCCGGGACUCUAUAUGUCAACCAAGUCUGAAGUAUAUUGGGCUACACAGAGAAGAAAACUGCCUACAGCAUUUAAAUUAUAUACAGGUUCAGCAUGGACGAUUAUGUCGCGUCCGUUCAUCGAGUACAUUAUUAUGGGAUGGGAAAAUCUACCCAGAAUUCUUCUCAUGUACUACACAAACUUCAUCUCUUCCCCUGAAGGCUACUUUCAGACAGCCGUGUGCAAUAAUCCGGAAUUUGCCAAGACUGUCGUCAAUCAUGAUAUGCAUUAUAUUAAAUGGGACAAUCCUCCUAAACAGCACCCGCAUGUACUUUCCCUUAACGAUUUAGGCAGGAUGAUCCGGAGCAACGCUGCAUUCGCUCGCAAGUUCGAACAAAAUGAUCGUGUAUUGGAUAAGAUCGAUGUUGAUUUGCUUGGCCGCGUUAACGUGAGCUUCACUCCCGGUGGUUGGUGCUCCGGGAAACUGCAGUGUUCAGAAGUUGGGGACAUUGACAAGCUUAAGCCAACUCCCGGAGCUCGAAGGCUUCGCCGUCUCUUAGAUAGAUUAGCUAUGAAAGCUUAUCUUGGUCAAGAUCAAUGUAGAUAGCUAACAUGAUGGGGAUGUUCAAUGAGGCAAGACCAAGCUGUGAAAAAUGGAGAAUUUGAAUAACGGCAUUGCUCCAUAGCUGUGAAAAAUGGUACUCAAUUUGAACCCGC
Messenger RNA from Hibiscus syriacus, 1399 nucleotides. Its product is annotated as beta-glucuronosyltransferase GlcAT14B-like. The coding region runs from base 33 to 1289 and encodes 418 amino acids. Gene Ontology annotation, cellular component: membrane. NCBI's taxonomy places the organism in Eukaryota, Viridiplantae, Streptophyta, Magnoliopsida, Malvales, Malvaceae. The record is from RefSeq and is a predicted model, not a curated record. The transcript is spliced from 4 exons. Gene Ontology annotation, molecular function: glucuronosyltransferase activity.